AUGGAUCGCCGCCAUCCGCUUGCACAAAAAGAGCUGGAAGCGCUUAUUGAAGAUAUUGAGGAAAUCUCAGAUUCGGAACCAUUUUCUGCUGACUUCAGUGACAAUUAUGAACCAGAUUCCGAUGAAGAAGCAGGCAGUGAUACGUCCGAUAUGUCUAACUCAGACAUCCAUUUUGCGCCUUCACCACUGGUAACUGUUGGUAGAAACCAUGUUCUUGACUGGGUCAUUCCUGAUGAAAGAUUUGAGCCUGCUAAAAUCCUUCCUCCUGAAAGAGAAUGUAAGCUGGCUCCAGAUAUCACUAGCAGUUGA
This is a messenger RNA of Acanthoscelides obtectus, 309 nucleotides long. NCBI's taxonomy places the organism in Eukaryota, Metazoa, Arthropoda, Insecta, Coleoptera, Chrysomelidae. The record is from the annotation of a GenBank genome assembly.